Messenger RNA from Kwoniella shivajii, 1635 nucleotides. RefSeq lists its product as uncharacterized. Gene Ontology annotation, molecular function: transmembrane transporter activity. The transcript is spliced from 12 exons. Lineage: Eukaryota; Fungi; Basidiomycota; Tremellomycetes; Tremellales; Cryptococcaceae. The record is from RefSeq and is a predicted model, not a curated record. Bases 1 to 1635 code for a protein of 544 amino acids. Gene Ontology annotation, biological process: transmembrane transport. Gene Ontology annotation, cellular component: membrane.
AUGUUGAUACAAGUUGAAAAGAAGGAUGUGGAACACAUCGCUCCCAGUAAUACUUUGGACGCUAAAGGAAAGCCCAAAUCGUGGCGAAAUUACAUUUGGGAUUCACUCGACAAAUCUCCCGAGGAACGUAAAUUGCUCUUUAAAGCAGACCUCAUCAUCCUUACUGCAGGAUGCUUGGGUACAUUCAUCAAAUGGAUGGACAGGGCAAACCUCAACUCAGCUUUCGUCAGUGGCAUGAAAGAGGACCUCAGUUUGUACGGCAACGAGUUGAACUACGCGCAAACGGUGUACUCUGUCGCAUGUCUGUUGGCGGUCAUGCCUGUCCAGAUGCUGUUGACUCGAGUUCAACCUCGAAUAUUAAUCCCAUCGAUCGAGCUUGCCUGGACCAUAGUCACCUUUUGCCACUCCAAGAUGAAUUCUGCCAUGCAGAUGUACGUUCUUCGAGCAUUACUGGGUAUCUUUGAGACUGGUCAUUUCUCGGCAGUCGUUUACCUCGCUGGUGGGUGGUAUACCAAGAAUGAGUUGGGUCGACGCCUUGCAAUCAUCAACAUGGCAACUUCCGCUGGGCCCAUGUUUGGCUCUUUCCUCCAAGCUGCGGUGUACAAUGGGCUGAACGGUCGCAACGGCUUGAAAGGUUGGGAAUGGCUAUUUAUCAUCGACGGCAUCAUCUCCCUCGUCAUCACUCUUCCCCAAUUUUUGCUUCUACCCGAUCUCCCUGCCAGGCAACAGCCCAACUUCAUCUUUGAUGAAGCAAGCAUAGAACUCGCUCGCGAUCGUAACUCCAGAGAAGGGAGGGUUCGACAAGGCAGAUUCACAUUGGCACAGAUCAAGAGUUGGCUAGUGCGACCAGAGCUAUAUAUGCUUUGGGGACUUUCCGUGUUCAAUUCAAUCGGAUACAAGCCUUCAGAUUCUCUGGCUCUCUGGCUCAAGGCGUGGAACACAAAGGAAAAAGGUUCCUUUACAGUCCCUCAGAUAAACAACUAUGCUGCAGGGCUCCCAGCGGUGAUAAUCGUGCAAGCGCUCACCGGGGCAUGGGCCUCGGAUACCAUCUUCCGCGGCCGAAGAUGGCCUACUAUUGUUAUUUGCGGCACUGUUAAUGGGAUCGCUCUAGUGAUCCUGGCUGCUACUGAGGUCUUCCCCAAACACAGAGCAGGCCGGUGGUUUUUGUAUUACCUUACUGGUACUCUUCAGUCCACCUCGUCAAUGUUCUGGGCCUGGACACAAGAGACAUUUUCGGGUGAUCCAGGCGCACGAGCUUUUGCUUCGGGUAUGGAUAACACUCUGGCAUACCUUGUCACUGCGACUGUGCCUCUUGCGGUGUUCCAAGUCAAAGAUCAACCAGCAAUCGUCAGUGGUAACUGGACAGCAGCAGGUGAGUAUCGUCGUUUACUAUUCUGCUACUUCGCUGACAGCCUUUGUCCAGCGUGCUGUUUUGCAUCGCCCAUAACGGCCCUGUGUUUGGCAUAUUACCAGCGAAGAAAGCGAGUCGAUGGCGACAUCGAUGAUAUACCGGAUUCCGAGACGGUUUCAGCAAGCUAUGAAGAUCCAGACCAGAAAGAUACAAUCGAGGACAACGACUCCAGGAGGCAGGAAAUAGAUCUACCGAUACUCCAGGAGAGCAAGGGGAGUAAGUGA